AUGAAAGCAUUACAAUCAAGUAAACGCCACAUUUCUGACAAAGGGCUCUACGAUGUAGCUCAGCGUAGCUUGAAAUGCUACUUGAAGACUGUGAACUACACUUUGCUUAUGGUUGAUAUCAACAAUGAUCCGGUAGUUAAUGAGUCUUGCAGUUUACAUAAAUCGGUAUGUUUUGAUGAAUGGACACCAUCAGAAUGGUGGUAUCGUGAGCCAAGUAGUAAGCUUCAGUCGAGAAUCUGGACUGUGUACUACACAAAACACUGUGCUGUAAAUCAGUAUUUAUAUGACACGGACUGGAUGCUUGUACUGGAUGCUGAUACAGGGGUUGUGAAUCCUGAUCACUGCAUUGAGGAGUAUAUUGAUGAUAGAGUCGACGUUAUAUUGAUAGAACGUUUUUUCAAUUGGGAAUUCUCCGCUGGCAAUUAUCUGAUAAAGAACUCACCGUUCGGCCAUCACUUCCUUCAAGCAUGGGCAGACUUCGAAUUCAAACAAAAUGAUGAAACGUGGCAUGGCUUUGAUCAGGGCGGAUUGAUGUUGGCACUUCUUCAACUGCUUGUUCCUAAUGUGGAACCUAUCUAUGACAUCUGUGAGCGAAUGUGGAAAACAGCUACAGGAUACGCAACCUUCAUGGGAAUGGUCACUUGUGUGAGGGAGGCGUUAGGGAGUAGACGAUUAUGGCCUGGAAAAGUCCGCAUCUAUCAUAAAGCUCAUGGAUUUGUACGAGAUGGAUGGAGCACGGGACAGAAUUGGGCUCCGAAGGAUUUCAUGUUCCACGGUUGGAAAGCAAACAAGGAACAGAAAGAACAUCCGUUCAGCAAAAUACCUGAUCCAGCAGAAUGUGGAAGUGGUUUACAAGGGUGGCACUGGAAGAAUUCAAAAAGAAGAACGGUCGAGGAGUUACGGUGA
Messenger RNA from Haemonchus placei, 906 nucleotides. NCBI's taxonomy places the organism in Eukaryota, Metazoa, Nematoda, Chromadorea, Rhabditida, Trichostrongylidae. The record is from the annotation of a GenBank genome assembly.